Calliphora vicina (urban bluebottle blowfly) is the source of this 4107-nucleotide messenger RNA. Its product is annotated as C-mannosyltransferase dpy-19 homolog. NCBI's taxonomy places the organism in Eukaryota, Metazoa, Arthropoda, Insecta, Diptera, Calliphoridae. The transcript is spliced from 8 exons. Gene Ontology annotation, cellular component: nuclear inner membrane. Gene Ontology annotation, molecular function: mannosyltransferase activity. Bases 252 to 2960 code for a protein of 902 amino acids. The record is from RefSeq and is a predicted model, not a curated record.
UAUUGUAGCUGAAGCAGUACAAAUUGGUGCCGGAAAAACUAAUAGAAAGGCAUAUUUUGUUAAUAUAUUGUUUAAAGACGGCUGCAUAAAAAUAAAUAACAAAACAAUAUGAAUAAAUAAUUGCAUAUUUGUUCUCUUCAAACAAAAGAAAACUCAAUUUUUGUAUUGGAAACUGGAGAAGAAAGAAAAUUGGUUUCCAAGGGAAAAUAAAGCAUAAACGAAAAGCACGUAAAGUUGCAAAAUCAAAAGAUAUGAAGGAAACAAAACUUGUAUUAAUGCUGGCCCAAGCAUUUAUUGGUACUGGCUUCUUUUUUCUGUAUGUUCAUCAUGUAAGAUCUCUAUUUGAAAAUCGCACCAAUGUGGCCCACUUGACACAGUUGGAACGUGAAUCGUUGUUUCGUCGUGAAGACGCAUUGUAUUAUAGUUUCUAUAAAACGCUUACAGAUGCACCAGACUUUUGGACUGGCAUAGAUCAAUUGACAAAUCUCACUACCAUUGAAUAUCCAAACAGUGUAAAUGUCUUGAGUAGAUUUCAUGUAUUGCCAGAGAUAACAAUAGGGUUCUUUUAUCAUGUGUUACGCUCAAAUAGCAAAUUGGGUCUUUUAUCGUUGUUAAGUUGUUGGCGCUCUGAUGAUAUACGCUUGACCCUAGAAUAUGGCCGUUGUGAGGGACAGUCUUUGCAAUUUUACUUGGAAUGUGUUUGGAUUUUGGGUGGUAUCACAAUAUUAACAAUCUAUAUGUAUGGCCUGCUAUUGAGCCGUAAUAUAUUUGGUGGCAUCUAUGCGGUUGCUUCGUACAUUAUGUUUCAUAGUUUCGCCUCGAAAAUAUAUGAGCGGCCAAUGGCCAGAGAAAAUUUUGCAUUUCCAGCGAUAUAUUUACAAAUGUUUUAUUUGUGUGUUUGCAUUAAUCGGGUCACGGAAAGGAAGACACAUACAAUGUCCAUAGUGCCGACUUUAAAACUUACCUAUUUUACAACAAUGGCACUUCUAAGUUGGCAAUUUUCUGCAAUAAUAUUUGCAAGUCAAAUACUUAUACUCAUGUUGCCAUGGUCUAUAAGUCGUGUUCCCAAUCGUGUUGUGGCAAUGUUUACAGUCGAUUAUGUUUCAUCCCAACUAAUGGCUAAUUGGAUAGCAUACUAUUAUUCACAAGGAAAUCGACGCUAUUUCUUUGGCUGGCAAUUGGGACCGCUAAUUGGUCUAUCAUUAAUUACCGCAAUACGUUUAUAUAAACAAACCCCAGCGCCAACAACAGCGCCAACAACAGCAACAACAACAUCAACUUCAUCAGCUACAACAACGCCACAAAAAGAUACGGAAUCUAGUAUAACCGAAAAUACCGCUGAAUUUCUUUUUAAAACCAUUCCAUUGGGAGUUUUAUUAUCAAUCUGUUCGCAGAGCACAAUAAAUGAUUUGUUGGAAUUGACCGGUAUAGCUAAGCCAGUAGAGAAUACAUAUGCUCUGUACAGAGAUCUCAUUAUACAUUGGGGUUUGCAGGCUAAAGUAAAUUUUGUUACUAGUUUAUCAGCUUGCAAUCCUGACUAUGCGCGCAUGGAGUGGUCAGAACUUUGGGGUUUCAUCAAGAACUUAGUGGUUAAACCUUAUUGUCUAUAUGGUGUUGUUAUAAUGGCAAAAUUCUUUCGUAAAUGGCGCAAAUCAACAGAACCCAAAGAACCCAAUUCAGAAGUGGUAGAGCGAGCAAAAAAAUACAUUUUAGAAGAUUUCCUUGAAGAGCAUCAUGUCAGUAUGCCCGAUAUGUCUAAAAAAGAAACCGAAGCUAUGCUUAAUGAAUGCAUGGAACUCUUUGCCAAAUGUGACUACGAUUACGAUCGCUAUAAGAAAGAGAAAAAGAAAUUGAAAAAAGAAAAACCAGAUGAACAUUUAGAGUUUAUGAAUGACAUAAAAAAACUAAAAGAACAAAUUAACGAAAUACGUGAACAAAAAGAUAAAAAAUCUACACAAAUUAAGGAAAAUCAAAACGAAAAGAAAGAUGAAAUUGAAGAUAAAUUUAAAGAUAAAGAAGAGGAACAACCAGACAGCGACAUUGAAACAAAUGAACAAGAAAAAGAUUCUUCUUCCUCAUCUACAACAAACAAAUCUAAACCGUCCGUAAAUGGUAACAAAUCGUCAUCUUCCAAAACAUCACAACAAAAGUCUUCGAAUUCUGAUGCGGCUGAUGAGACUGAUGCGGAGGUGGAUGACGAUGAUAAUACCUGCAAUUAUCGUAGUUUUCAUUAUUUAUACAGUUUUCUACAAAUGGCUGUAUUCGCUUUUAUAGGUCUCAGUAUUAGGAAAUUAUUUUUCUUAUGUUUUACACAAGGUUGUGUUCUUGGUUCUACAAUAUGUUCCUCAUUUAUGUCUAAGAAAAAUCGUCGCAUCUUUUGGACUGCUUAUCUGUCAGUGUUUUUAACCAGCAUUAUUAAUCCAGGAAUCAGGAACAUUCAAGAAGAAUAUUUCCCCUCUAACGAACUUAAAUUGGGACAUGAUGAUUUAGACACAAUGUUGGAAUGGAUUAAAAUGAACACUGAAAAAGAUGCAGUAUUUGCAGGACCUAUUGAUAUAAUUGGCACAGUACAUCUAUCAACGAGAAGGCCAAUUGUUAAUCAUGCUCAUUUGGAAAUGAGACAGAUAAGUGAACGAACUGAACAUGUUUAUAGUAUGUUUAGUCGCCAACAAUCAUCAGAUAUUUACAAUCAAUGCUCUCAAUUAAAAAUACAAUAUUUAAUUGUGGCAUUAAGUGAUUGUAAUAAUGAAACAAGAGACGAAUGUGAUUUAUUAACAAUAUGGGAUGAUAUGCAACCGGCUUAUCGUAAAUAUCCACAAUUUUGUUCUGAAUUAGCUGUUAAGAAUAUACCGAGCUUUUUAAAAGUAUUUACCAGCGAUUAUUAUGCCAUUAUCAAAAUGUUUUCGCAAAGUGUACAAAUCAAUUUGAAAUAUAAUAAAAUGCCUGAAAAACAAAUGUGAGUGAAACUAAUAUAAAAUACAGCAGAAUAUUAAGAACUUUUUAUUUAUAUUUUAAUGGUUGAAAAUUUAUAAAAUUUAUUAAACUUAUUAAAAAUAUAAAAUACAAUAUAAAUCUAUAAAAAAAAGUCAAUUGCUUGCAAAUUAAAAACACUUUAAAGCUUCUUUGAGCAACAAAAUAAAUAAAAAAAGAAACACAAAAAAUGUAAAACAAUACAAUAAAUGCAAUUAUUUUAUACACAAAAAUAAAUAAAGAAAAACAAAAAAAAAAACAAAACUGCAACAAAACGAAUCACAUUAAUAAACCAAAUACCAAUCCUAUAUUGAAUUUAUUUUCUGAAUCAACAAAACUAAAAUCCUAUUUUAAAAGCUUGAAAUAUAUAAAAAGAAUAAUAAAAAAAAGAAAACACAAACAAAAUCUUAAUAAAUGCAAACAAACAAACAUUUUUUAAAAAAUUUUGAAGAGACUUGAUGUGAUGUUUGUUUUUCCCUGUUAACACUUGAUUUCUUAACUUCAACUAUUUAGUAUGUAUUUUGUAUAAAUUUAUAAAAUUAAAACAAAACAAAAAAAUAAUAAAUACCAGCCAACUUAGUGUUUAAGUUCUUUAAUGAAAAUCUAUAAAAAAAUACAAAAGAAAAUGAUUAUAAAUAUGUAUUAGUGUUAAACACUUAUUUUUUACUUUACUACAUUAUAUUACAUCUUACUAUUACUAUUAUUAUAAUUAUAAUUACAAUUACAUACAUAUGUUUACUAAUAAAUAUGUAGUUUUUAAAUUAUAAAUUUUUCUUACUUACAAUUACAUUUAUACACAUACGUAUGUAUACACACUUUAUUAAGAUUUUAUUUUUAUUGAUUUUCUUUAUUUUAAACUAAUUAAUUAAUUAGUUAAACUUUGUAUGCAUUCCCUUCACUUUAAAUUAAUGUAUUUAUAGUCGAGAAAAAAGAGACAACUAAUUUUAUUUCGUCAUUUUGCUAUUUUUAAAGAAAAAAGUAUUUCAAAAAAAAUAUGAGUGAUAAAUUUUAAAUUAUGUGAAAAACAGUAACAGAAAACAAAUAAUAAUAAUAAAAAUAAUUAAAAAAAGAAAUAUUUUUAGGUGAAAUUAAAAGUUUAAACAUAAAAAUAAAGAAAAUAUUUAAAAUCAAUUAAAA